AUGGCUCCAGUUUCGAUGCCGAAUCAAGCCUUCACUGUUGGAUGGAUCUGCGCCCUGCCUACAGAACGAGCGGUAGCAACGACAAUGUUGGACGAGCUCUACGACGAGCCCCAAGAACAGCAUCUAGCAGACACCAAUCAGUACGUAUUGGGACGAAUCAAGAAUCACUGUGUUGCCAUUGCUUGCCUUCCAGCUGGCGAGUACGGCCUUGCUCCAGCGGCCGCGGCUGCACAACAAAUGCUCUCAAGUUUCCCCACGAUCCGAUUCGGCCUGCUAGUUGGAAUCGGCGGUGGUAUACCAGGGCCCGGUAGAGAUAUUCGGCUUGGCGAUAUCAUCAUCAGCGAACCGCAGGGCCAGCUUGGCGGCGUUGUGCAGUACGACCGCGGGAAGACAUUCGCGCAUCGGUUUGAAAGGACGGGGUUCUUGAACGCCCCGCCGAGAGUGCUGUUGAACGCGCUGAACGCUCUGAAAGCGAACCAUCUUCUAGGUCAAUAUCGCAUUCCCGAGUUUCUUCAGGAUAUACCGAAGAACCGUCCUGCGGCCACGGCACAGUUUUUCGCACACCCGGGGAGCGAGAAUGAUGUUAUAUAUGAGGUGGCAGAAGGAACUUCCGAUGCUGAUGGAUUUGGCGAGGUCGAGAUGCCAGUGCAAAGGCCUGGCCGCCAUAACGACGACCCGGUUGUUCAUUACGGCCUCAUCGCAUCUGGCAACCAGGUAAUCAAGGAUUCGAGAACUCGCGACCGCAUGAGGAAGGAGCUGGGCAAUGUCCUGUGUUUUGAGAUGGAAGCAGCGGGUUUGAUGAACGCCUUCCCUUGCCUUGUGAUUCGGGGUGUCAGCGACUAUGCCGAUUAUCAUAAAAACGACCGCUGGCAUGGCUAUGCGGCUGCCACCGCUGCAGCUGCAGCCAAAGAAGUGCUCUACAGCGUCCGCGCCCAAGAGCUCAAAAGCACAGAUACCGCGUCGAAUGCUAUCGACUUUUUGCAGUCUCUUUCCUUCCAAGAAAUGAACCGUCGUCAGCACGAAAUAGAUGACGCUGCGGAGGGAACUUGCGGCUGGCUACUUCAGGACCCAGCGUUUGUUCAAUGGAAGGGUGAGAAAAAUGGCUUGCUCUGGCUGACUGGGAAACCGGGGUCAGGGAAGUCAACAUUGCUCAAGUAUGCUCUUAUUAAGGAGACUCAAGGGGACAUUGUUCUUUCCUUUUUCUUCUAUGAUCGAGGCUCAGAACUCCAGCGGACGCCUCGCGGCGUGUAUCAAACCUUUCUACAUCAACUGCUUCUCCAGAACCGAGAGCGAGUACGACCUCAUGUGCUCGAUAUUGUGGAAGAGUUCCAGGAAGCCCACAAAAGCCUUGUGACCCUCGAUCAAAUCUGCGUAUAUCAGGUUAACGAACUCCAGGAGCUGCUUAUAAAAUGCCUGCGCAGGAUGCUGGCCACGCAUACUGUCGAGAUACUUGUUGAUGCGCUCGACGAGUGCGCUGUAGAAGAUAUCCUGGCUCUUGAACGAUUUUUCAGGAGACUACAAGCGGAAACUCCGGCCCUUGGAUACUCCGUACGUUUAUGCGUUACUUGUCGCCAUUAUCCACUCGUGAAGUGGACAGGUGGCGUGGAAAUCUGCGUGGACACGAGAAACCUUGCCGACAUCAGGAUAUACGUUGGAAGAGCGCUGGAGGAGUUUGAAGAUGAGGCUGAUCGGCACAGCCUUGAGGAGGAGAUCGUAGAUCGAUCGAACGGCGUCUUUCUAUGGGUGAGAUUGGUUCUCCCUGUCAUACUAUCGCAGCAUAGAGCAGGAUUCAGCGUGGAGCAGAUGCGCAGUCAUCUUCAAACGACUCCAACAGAUUUGAACCGCGUCUUCCAAGGCAUUAUUCAUCAGCUUGUCGAGGGACGUCCGGAAAAUGAUUCGCCCCAAACCCUAGAGCUCUUCCAGUGGCUGUGCUUUGCGAGCAGGCCGCUCUCCCUGACUGAGCUUCGGCAUGCUAUGAAUAUUCGUAAGAAAGUCUCAUGCCCGGGGAAACAUCUCGGAUCAAUCAAGGACAACAAACAGAUGGAAAAGAGACUGAAGAGCCUCUCCGGAGGACUUGCGGAAGCAAAAACGUACAAUGAUACGCCAUUCGCACAACUGAUUCAUCAAACUGUGAAGGACUAUCUCACACUCGAGGGGUUCCAAAUCUUGGAUCGCCGUCUCUGGUCCGUGAUUAUAGUCAUUGGACGGGCUCAUAUCCAAUUGGCAACCGCUUGCAUUAAGUACAUGUCGACGGAUGAGGUUGUCGAGCGGGAAGGCCAUGUUUCCGACCAUGAAUUUCCCUUCCUUGACUACGCGAUAUCUUCCUGGAUGCUACAUGCAGAGCAGGCAGAGGCCAUGGACGUAGCUCAGGAUGAGAUUCUAACCUGCUUUGACUGGCCUUCCUCUCGGAAGGUGGACUCCUGGGUUAGAAUCUGGACCCAGCGGAGCAUCGAAUGGCCCGUCCCUAAGACCACAUUAUUGCACGCCUCAGCGAGACAUGGUUUGUUCAGUGCAGUUGCGGCGCAGAUUUGGAGAAUAACCUUAAUCAGCUAUAUUUUAGUCUUUCUUGCCUUUAAGAGCGGAACGGUCCUCGAACGUUUCAAAGAACUGGCUCGGACAGCACUGCAGGCCUAUUACUCCCAUGGCCAUAUUGAUGUCGACUGCAAAGACGAGGACGGGAGAACACCAUUAUCCUUGGCAUCAGAAAAGGGCCAUUUGGCCAUUGUCAAGUUGCUUCUGUCGCAGGAUACCGUGGAUGUCAAUUCCGCAGACACAGUUGGACGGACGCCGCUAUCAUGGGCCACGACAAAUGGAGACGACGCAGUGACGUGGGAGUUGGUCAAGCGGGGUGCCGACAUUAACAAGCAAGUCCAGAUGGGGAUGACACCACUGCACCUGGCUGCUCAGAAAGGACAUGAGACGCUGGUGCAUCUACUGGUGGAGGCAGGCGCGAGAUCGGAUGUCCAAGAUGAACGUGGACGGACUGCUCUGCAUGAAGCGGCAUUGCAUGGACACACCAAUGUGGUACAGAGACUGAUUGAAGCGGGAGCAGACAUCAAUGCCAGGGACAAAAAUGGUGACUCUGUGCUUCAUCGAGCCUGCGGCAGUAGGGACCACGCAUUAGCACGUCUCCUCGUCAAGAGGGAGGCAGACGUGCUGGCGGUAGCCGAGCUCCUCGUAAAGCACGGUGCGGAGGUCAAUGUGGAGAACAACAAUGGAGAGACCCCUCUUCAUCGAGCGGCGAAGAACGGCCGGAAAGCCUUGGUCUUGUUAAUUCUUGAGAAUGGGGCCAAUGCCUCGGUGGCGGACCAUGAAGGACGAAUAGCACUAGAUGUGGCUGCUAAGAACGACAAGGGGGAUAUUGUUCGGCUGCUUCAAUCCAUCUCCACGACGACAGCACAAGACAACACAUUGACGCUACAAGGGGCCGCACAAGAUGGAGAUCUGGGUGUAUUGCAACCGGAACUUGAAGAGAACGGCGAGAGCGUCACGCACUCGAUGGAAGCGGCUGCCAAGGAAGGACAGGAAGCAGAUGUGGUGUUGCCUACUGAUCAGCGGUUAAUUAAGCAGUCGAUCAAUGCUCAAGCACAGGCUCUGGUAGCAGCUGCGGCACGCGGGGAUGUGGCCAUUGUCGAGGAUCUCUUGAAGAAAAACCCAGCACUGGUGGACCACGCCGACGUGGAAGCAGCGCUACGUAAAGCUGCUGGAGACGGCCAAGUGGACAUCGUCCGACUCAUGCUCGAGUGCAGUGUUAAUCCCAGGGCACCGCACGAGUAUGAGCCAUCAGCUCUGCACUUGGCUGCAUUGCACGGGCAGGAAAAAACUGCCCAGUUGCUCCUGGAGACGGGAAUAGGCGUCUAUUCCGAGCAAUUCUACAGAGGGCAUCCGCUGCACUAUGCAGCCUGGGCGGGACAGCCGGCACUUGUUGAACUACUCCUAAGACACGGAGCAAAAGCCAACGACCAUAUGACGAUGUCUGGAGAUACUGCCUUGCAUGUUGUGGCUCAUACAGCCCCGGCUGGCAAGAAGGCAAUCCUACAGUUACUUCAGAGGAAACAGCUGGAACUCAGCCAGGAAGAGGCAGCGGUUGUGGAUCGGUACAAGGCAGUGAUACGAAUAUUGCUGAAGAAUGGCGCCAAUCCUCGACUUAGGAAUAGUGACGGGCAUACGGCAACAGAACUCGCCGAAAUGAACGAUAUCUCCCCCUUCUACUCUGUAUAG
Molecule: messenger RNA, 4221 nt
Organism: Aspergillus viridinutans
Lineage: Eukaryota; Fungi; Ascomycota; Eurotiomycetes; Eurotiales; Aspergillaceae
Exons: 2
Coding region: 1-4221 (1406 amino acids)
Biological process (GO): nucleoside metabolic process
Molecular function (GO): catalytic activity; protein binding
Source: RefSeq, a predicted model, not a curated record